AUGGUUCUGGCAAAGUCCAAGAAGAGCGUCGGGCUCGGCAAUGCCUUGAUGAACGAUCGCUUUGGCAAGCACAAGGGCUCUGACAGAAAGAAGACAUCCGCCAUCACGAGGACGAAUCAUGCUACCGGCGAGCAGUACCUCGUCAACGAAAAGCAGGAUGCGGCUUGGGUGAAGAUGCGCUCUGUCACGGAGCAGGGCGCCCUGGAUGAGUUCCUGGCCACUGCCGAGCUGGCGGGCACAGACUUCACCGCCGAGAAGAUGAACAACGUCAAGAUCAUCCACACCGACCAGCGGAACCCCUACCUUCUCUCGGCGCAUGAGGAGCGCGCCGUGCUGGGCAAGCAUCGCAUGCACAAGGCGCGCUUGACCGUCCCGAGGAGGCCGAAGUGGGAUGCCUCCACGACCCCGCAGGAGCUCGACGUUCGCGAGCGCGAAGCCUUCCUGAACUGGAGGAGAGGCCUCGCCGAACUCCAGGAGAACAACGACCUUCUCAUGACCCCGUUUGAGCGCAACAUUGAGGUCUGGAGACAGCUCUGGCGUGUCAUUGAACGGUCCGACCUUGUUGUCCAGAUCGUCGACGCGAGAAACCCGCUUCUGUUCCGCUCAGACGACCUCGAGGUCUACGUCAAGGCAGUGGACCCGAAGAAGGAAAACCUGCUGCUCAUCAACAAGGCCGACAUGAUGACGCUGCGGCAAAGAAGGGCCUGGGCAAAGUACCUGACAAAGGCCGGCAUCGCGUAUAGGUUCUUCUCGGCCCAACUGGCUAAGGAGCUGAACGAGGCGAGAGAAAGGGACAGUGACUCCGACGAGGAACCGACGCCGGCGCCGCAACCGUCCAAGAAGGCAGGUAAACAGCCUGCGAGGGAUGAGGAUACCGAUGAGUCCGACGAGGAAGAGGAGAGCGAGGAAGAAGGCGGGGUUGACACCGACGGUGAUGUCGACACUCAAAUUCUGACGGUUGAGGAGUUGGAAGACAUUUUCCUCCAACAUGCCCCCGCGGAUGCAGGCGCGGACCACAAAUUGCAAGUCGGCCUGGUCGGCUACCCUAACGUCGGCAAGUCCUCGACAAUCAACGCCCUCAUCGGCGCCAAGAAGGUGUCCGUCUCGUCCACACCGGGUAAGACGAAGCACUUCCAGACCAUCCACCUCAGCGAGCGCGUCAUUCUGUGCGACUGCCCCGGUCUCGUUUUCCCCAACUUCGCCUUCACGAAAGCCGACCUGGUCUGCAACGGCGUCCUGCCUAUCGACCAGAUGCGCGAGUACACGGGCCCCGUCGGGCUCGUCACGCUGCGGAUCCCGCAGCGUUUCCUCGAGGCCGUGUACGGCAUCCACAUCAAGACGCGACCGCUCGAGGAGGGAGGCACCGGCAUUCCCACAGCCUCGGAGCUCUUGCGCGCGUACGCCAUGGCACGUGGAUUCCACACCCAGGGUCUCGGUCAACCGGACGAGUCCCGCGCGGCACGUUACGUCCUCAAGGACUACGUGAACGGCAAGCUGCUUUUCGUGCGCCCGCCGCCCGGCAUCGAAGACGCCAAGGCCUUCAACAGCGAGCUCUACGAUGAAUUCCACCUGCCGGAGAAGCGGCGCGCCGCUCUCGUCACUGCUGCGCACUCUCUCUCCCUGGAGGAUGACGACACCGUGGCGCCCUCCGUCACGGAGUCGGACAUGAUCGCCAUGCCCGCAGGCCCCAAGACGGAGAAGCUCGACGCGGGUUUCUUCAAGCCCAAGAACGUGCAGGGCCACCUCGCCAUGCCCUUCAGCUACAAGUACUCGGAGCAGGGGAGCGCGUCGGGCAACAGCGCGGCGAGCAAGCAGCUGAGCGGGCGCAAGGCGCGCUCCAUGAUCGCGCUGGAGAACGGCAUCGACCCCAAGGACGUGCAGGUCGUGGCGGGCAAGAAGCACUACAAGGGCAGGGCGAAGAGCGAGCGGAAGAAGAACCGCGGCAUCAACAUCGUAGAUGACUGA
Messenger RNA from Purpureocillium lilacinum, 1965 nucleotides. RefSeq lists its product as uncharacterized. Gene Ontology annotation, cellular component: cytosol. Gene Ontology annotation, molecular function: GTPase activity; GTP binding. NCBI's taxonomy places the organism in Eukaryota, Fungi, Ascomycota, Sordariomycetes, Hypocreales, Ophiocordycipitaceae. Gene Ontology annotation, biological process: ribosomal subunit export from nucleus. The record is from RefSeq and is a predicted model, not a curated record.